UCGAAAGCAGCUCCUUAGCGAACUCGUUUCAUUUUCCCAGUCCUUGGGAGCAAAGCAGUCAAUGACGCCGGCCUUGCUCACCAGCCACUCCUAGCUAGUCGAUUGUCAGUAAUCGAACAGCCUUACUGAACCUUUCCUGAACCUGGGCAGCCACAAGCGAUCAGGAAGACACUUGUCAAAGGCCUCUUCUGAAGAGCUCAAAGCUGCCUACCGGAGGCUGUGUAUGCUUUACCACCCAGACAAGCACCGAGACCCAGAUCUCAAAUCACAAGCAGAACGACUAUUUAACCUUGUCCACCAGGCUUAUGAAGUGCUUAGUGACCCCCAAACCAGAGCCAUCUAUGAUAUAUAUGGAAAGAAAGGACUGGAGAUGGAAGGAUGGGAGGUUGUGGAAAGGCGGAGAACUCCAGCUGAGAUCAGAGAAGAGUUUGAGCGGCUGCAGAGAGAGCGGGAAGAGAGGAGGUUGCAACAGCGAACCAACCCCAAGGGGACCAUCAGCGUCGGCGUAGAUGCCACCGACCUCUUCGAUCGCUAUGACGAGGAGUAUGAAGAUGUGUCUGGAAGUGGCUUUCCACAGAUUGAAAUUAAUAAAAUGCAUAUAUCUCAGUCCAUCGAGGCACCCUUGACAGCUACAGACACCGCCAUCCUCUCCGGAAGCCUCUCCACCCAGAAUGGCAACGGAGGGGGCUCCAUCAACUUCGCUCUUCGGAGAGUCACUUCUGCCAAGGGGUGGGGAGAGUUGGAAUUCGGAGCUGGGGACUUACAAGGACCUUUAUUUGGUCUCAAGCUGUUCCGUAAUCUCACACCAAGAUGCUUUGUGACGACAAACUGUGCUCUGCAGUUUUCAUCCCGUGGAGUCCGGCCUGGUCUCACCACCGUCCUGGCUCGGAACCUGGACAAGAACACCGUGGGCUACCUGCAGUGGCGGUGGGGCAUCCAGUCAGCCAUGAACACCAGCAUCGUCCGUGACACCAAGACCAGCCACUUCACUGUGGCCCUGCAGCUGGGCAUCCCCCACUCCUUCGCUCUCAUCAGCUAUCAGCACAAGUUCCAAGACGACGAGCAGACACGAGUGAAGGGCUCGCUCAAGGCGGGCUUCUUUGGGACGAUCGUGGAGUAUGGUGCGGAAAGGAAGAUCUCCAGGCACAGCGUCCUGGGUGCCGCUGUCAGCAUUGGAGUCCCGCAGGGCGUGUCUCUCAAAGUCAAGCUGAACAGGGCCAGUCAGACCUACUUCUUCCCCAUCCACCUGACGGACCAGCUGCUGCCCAGCGCCGUGUUCUACGCCACGGCGGGGCCUCUCGUGCUGUACUUCGCCAUGCACCGGCUCAUCAUCAAGCCGUACCUCAGGGCGCAGAAGGAGAAGGAGUUGGAGAAGCAGAGGGAGAACACCGCCAGUGACAUCCUGCAGAAGAAGCAAGAGGCCGAAGCCGCCGUACGGCUCAUGCAGGAGUCUGUCCGAAGAAUCAUCGAGGCAGAGGAGUCCAGGAUGGGGCUCAUCAUCGUGAACGCCUGGUAUGGGAAGUUCGUCAACGACAAGAGCAGGAAGAGCGAGAAGGUGAAGGUGAUCGACGUGACGGUGCCGCUGCAGUGCCUGGUGAAGGACUCCAAGCUCAUCCUCACCGAGGCCUCCAAGGCCGGGCUGCCGGGCUUCUACGACCCCUGUGUGGGGGAGGAGAAGAACCUGCGAGUGCUGUACCAGUUCCGGGGCGUGCUGCACCAGGUGAUGGUGCCGGACAGCGAGGCCCUGCGGAUACCCAAGCAGUCUCACAGGAUCGACACAGACGGAUAAACUCCUUGGGGACAUGAUUUCUAAAAGGCUUCAGAAAUUCUUUUCCUGGGAAUCUACAAAUUUGGAGGCAGGGAAAACCAGACACCGGUGUUGUUCUUUCUCCCUCUGAGAAGUGGCAUCUAUCAAUUAUGAGAAGGGACGCGCAGACGCCCUGCUUCACGAGCCUGUGACGACUGAGGAGCCCCCACGUGCUGCGCCGCCUCCUGUCCCCAAGGAUCAUGUUCCUGGAGGGCGGGGCCGGGCCCUCUUCGUCCCGGUCCGGUCCUCAGCACACCGCUGCCUGGAGUUCUGGUCCCCAGGAGGGAUUUAUGGAACAUCUGCCCCCAGGUCCACGCCUCCUCCAGCCACACUGGCCACGGGACACGUGGACAGGAAGAAGGAAGGCGUGCCCUGUGCCAGGCCUCCAGACCAGGGGCGCAUGCUCCAGGGCUUCCCGAGACCACCUUUCUUUGCUGGUGUAUUACUACAUGAACCUGGAGAGGACUGUGGGUUUAUAAAACUGCAUUUUAUCUGAGAACAAACAGGUUUGGAAAUCAGU
This is a messenger RNA of Dipodomys ordii (Ord's kangaroo rat), 2327 nucleotides long. It is a transcript of the gene Dnajc11, whose product is annotated as DnaJ (Hsp40) homolog, subfamily C, member 11. The record is from RefSeq and is a predicted model, not a curated record. NCBI's taxonomy places the organism in Eukaryota, Metazoa, Chordata, Mammalia, Rodentia, Heteromyidae. Bases 224 to 1789 code for a protein of 521 amino acids. The transcript has 16 exons. Gene Ontology annotation, biological process: cristae formation.